CGUGGCGAGAGAGCGUGUCUUUGUUGAAAUUAUUGAACGAUCGUGUUUAUUUUGAUUUCACACCGGAACUUAAAGUGUAUUUUUAAAUAAGCAUGGUUAACAAAUUGUACUUCGGCGGUGUCGAAGGGGGCGCAACACAUUCAAAUCUGGUGAUCUGCGAUGAAGCCGGCAAAGUAGUUGGUACAUCAAAAGGCCCUGGUACGAAUCACUGGCAACUCGGUAUAGAAGAAUGUGCUACAAGGAUUAUAGAGAUGGUACAUGCGGCUAAGGAAGAUGCUGGGUUUCCGUUGGACAAACCACUAGACUCCUUGGGCCUCACCCUCUCCGGGUGCGAGCAGGAAAGCAGCAACAAGGAGCUAGCAGAGCGAGUGAGACAGAAAGACCCGGCGUGUGCUAGAAGAAUCCACGUGGCUUCAGACACAGCUGGGUCAUUGUUCACUGGAGCUCCUAAUGGAGGCAUGGUGCUUAUAGCUGGCACAGGAUCAAACGCGUUGUUGUACAACGGAAAACAACAGUUUGGGUGCGGCGGUUGGGGCUAUCUUUUAGGAGAUGAAGGCGGAGCGUACUGGAUAGCCCAUCGCGCUGUAAAGACAAUAUUCGACGAAGAAGACGGCCUGCGCCCAUCGCCUCAUCCCAUACACGCCGUGUGGGAGGUUAUCAAGGAACACUUCGGGACUGAGAACAGAGUGGACCUACUACCUCAUGCUUAUAAGGAUUUUGAUAAAUCCAAAUUCGCUGGUCUAACGCUAAAGCUGUCCCAUCUUGCCCUCCGAGGUGACGCUCUUUCCCGACACCUAUUCGCGGAAGCCGGCAGCGCGCUCGCGGCACACGUGGCCGCACUUGUCCCCAAGACGAAUGCGAGGCAUGUGCGUGUGAUUUGUGUGGGGUCUGUGUGGAACAGUUGGGAGUUAUUGAAAUCUGGAGCGUUGAAGGAGCUUAAUAUUAGGAGGGUACAACCAGAGUUAGAACUGGUGAAACUCCGAGUCUCAAGCGCUUUAGGCGCCGCCUGGCUAGCAGCCAAGCAGCUCGACCACGAACUGCCCAGAGACGACGCGGCUUUCUGCGAGAUAUUCUACACGUACACGCCAGAACACCACAUGAAUGGAAACGGGAAGAUGAAUAAUGAGAACUGCGGUUCAACAGCGGGCGUUGUAGGUUAUGUGUGUUUGAAGGAGCGAAUUUCGGCAGCUACGGUAUCCAAUAACGGUCUGCAAGGAAGACGGGAAAAGUUUAACUUUAUUUCUGAUGUGGUGGCUGUUUCGGCGCCGUCCGUAGUGUAUAUAGAGAUAAAAGAUAGUCGGCGUAUGGACUUGUUUUCGGGGGAGCCAAUAACGUUGUCGAACGGGUCUGGGUUCAUAGUGAAGGAAGAUGGAUUGAUACUGACGAACGCUCAUGUGGUGGUGAAUAAGCCGAACGCUAGUGUGAGGGUGAAGUUGUCGGAUGGCUCCGUCCACAUAGGCGUAGUAGAAGACGUAGAUAUGAAGUCGGACCUAGCGACUCUCCGGAUCCCCGUGCGAGGACUGCCAAUAAUGAGACUAGGGAGCUCCGCGGACCUGAAGCCUGGCGAGUGGGUAGUGGCGAUGGGCAGUCCACUGGCACUCAGCAACACUGUGACGGCUGGCGUAGUCAGCUCUACUCAGAGAGGUAGCGAGGAACUAGGGUUACGAGGCAAAGACAUGGUGUACAUACAGACCGACGCACCCAUCACCUUUGGCAACAGUGGCGGGCCGCUGGUCAACCUGGAUGGAGAGGCGAUAGGCAUCAACAGUAUGAAAGUCACUUCGGGCAUUUCCUUCGCUAUACCUAUCGAUUAUGUCAAGGAGUUCCUACAAAAACGGAAAACGAAGUCCCCACAAGUUUCCCGACGGUACCUUGGUAUAACGAUGCUGUCACUGACUCCAAACAUACUCAUGGAACUGAGGAUGAGGAACCCAGAGAUGCCGAAAGACAUAGACCAUGGCAUCCUAGUUUGGAAAGUCAUCAUAGGAUCACCAGCUUACAAUGGCGGCCUCCAACCAGGCGAUAUAGUGACCAACAUCAACGGCAAGCCGGUGCAGACGGCGACAGAUGUGUACGCCAUCUUGGAGAGCAGCAGCGGCCUGCUCAAGGUCGACGUGGUUAGAGGGAGAGCGAGGAUGGCGCUCACUGUCACUCCCGAACAACAUUGACAGUAGCUACAGUUAUGUUAGGGUUGAGAUACAACGGAAAGUUACAGAAACUAGUAUUAUACACAGAUAGUUAUAAUUACCGAAACCAGAAUCAAUUACCGAACCCAUAUUAGAUACAGAUUGUUACCGAAACUGAACGGAAACGAGGAUUGAUUGCAGAGACCAAAUUAAAAAGGGUUAUUUAUGGUUAUUUCGGUAAAUUAUUGAAUAAAACCUCAAUUAUUAUACUAUUUUUUGCCUUAACCCUUAAAUGCAUAGUGAUGUAUAUAUGCAUCAUGCAUUUUUGACUCUAUUGACAGCACGUCAAAGUUCAAAUUUGAAUAAAUUUUUCUCAAGGUCAUGCAUUUAAGAGUUAAAAGUAAAACAAUGAAACGAAACCAAGAAAAAUGAUAAAUAUAAACAUAGUUUCACUGACAAAUUUGACUUUAAUAGCGCGUGAUUAAAUGAGAGUUUUGUAAUUUAAAGACUCAAUGGUACAUCAUGUAAUUCAAUAUCAAAAUUAAUUCCAAACAAAAAUACACUAAAACUAGCUCAAACAGACCAAUUGAAAUACAUUUUUAAUUACAUAACAUAUCUAAACUGUGUUGAAGCAGUGUAAGCGACGUUGACAGUAGCUACAGUUAUGUUAGGCUUGAGAUAAAACUGAAAGUUAAAUAGAAACUAAUAUUAAACAGGUAGUUAUAAUUACCGAAACAGAACUGAAACCAAAAUAUACUAUCGAAACGAAAAUUUUCUAUUUUCGUUUCGAUAGUAUAUUUCUGACAUUUAUUUUUGGUGGUAAUGGUAAUUUAAAACGAAAAGUUAUAGCGAAAUAAAUAAUAAUUAUAAUACCAAAACAGGAUUUAGAUACCGAAACUAGAAUAAAAUAUUGGAACUAAAAUACAAACUAUUGAUGUUGGUUUUGGUAAUUUAUUGAAACCAUGAUUAGGUAUUACUAUUAAUAUUAGACUAUAAAUAAAUAACCAAAUCCAGAUCUUAGAAGAUUAAUGAAACAACGGUUUAUAUGACAAAUUAAACUGCAAUACUUAAUAUUAAAUACGAAGUGUCCCAGGUUUCCAACGUUAUUACCUAUAGGUGCUAUAGAUUCGGAGAACGAUCAAAAUAGCACAUAACCUGCAGGGCAAUUAUGGUCGCGCGAU
Leguminivora glycinivorella is the source of this 3307-nucleotide messenger RNA. RefSeq names its product serine protease HTRA2, mitochondrial-like (gene HtrA2). Gene Ontology annotation, molecular function: serine-type endopeptidase activity; protein binding. Lineage: Eukaryota; Metazoa; Arthropoda; Insecta; Lepidoptera; Tortricidae. The transcript has 15 exons. The record is from RefSeq and is a predicted model, not a curated record. Gene Ontology annotation, biological process: programmed cell death; proteolysis; positive regulation of apoptotic process. The coding region runs from base 93 to 2168 and encodes 691 amino acids.